AUGUUUACCAUUAGAAAAAAUGUUAUGAAUUUCAUUUCUAAAAAAUUAUAUAAAUUACUUUGUUAUUAAAAAUUAAGAUUAGAUGCUUUAAAAAGAUAUAAACAUGUGCCUAUAUAAUCACCUGGAUAUAUCAAUUGUGUUUAUUCUUUCGGUAUAUACUUAUUUUGGGUAACUACGUCUAUGAUAACAUAAGAUAUUAAAAAUCAUUUUAAUAUUUAAACUAAAAAUAUAUUCCAUUUAAUAUAAUUCAUUAUAUUAGCUGCUUUGAUUUUCGGAUUUACUGUAUAUACUACAAGUACCACUUUUGAUUUAAAUUUUAGAUGGGGCGUUGAGUUUUUUAAAAUAUUAGCCGGUCCAUAUAUAAUAAUGUUGUGUCUAGGAUGGGUUUAUAUGCAUUUUCGUUUUUUUGCUCCUUAUUUAUAAAAAGUGCCUGAUCGUUUGACUUUAGAAGAUGAAAAAAAACUUGAAGAGCAUAUAUAAAAAGAGAAAUAAGUACCUACUUUGAUGAUCAAAACUAUAAAUAAUUUAAAAAUCGAAGAUGAGAAUAAUAAUAAUGAAGAAUCAUAUGAAGAAAUAGAACAAUUAUUAAAAGAAGAAUAAUAAAAGAAAGAAGAAGAAAAAGAAUAAGUUAAAUAAUAAUUUGAACAAAAAAUAGAUAUAUUUAACCCUUAAGAUUAGUAAUUAUUAUUAGAGGAAAAAAUAAAAUAAAGAGUAAUAAAUGAAGCCGAAUAAUAAAAAAAACUAAAAGAAUAAUAAGAAGAAGAAAGAGACUGGAAAAAUCGAUAAAUUUAAAAAAAACAUCUAAUGUUAAAAAUUGAACUCUAAAAGGAUAAACCAGACCCCAGAACCUAAAUUAUUCUCCAAAAUUACUUAAUUAUAUUCUCAUCAUGUGCCCUUGGGGCCUCUUUAUUGAUUUUAACGAUAAUACCAAUAUUAGAAAUGUAAUCUGGAGCUGUUUUUGGUAUGUAAUUUGUCAUAUUGUUCCUAUUUAUAACUUCUCUUAUUUUACUUUUUAUGAAGAUAAUACCAGAAAAAGAAAAAAUCGCAGUCUCAUUUAGUGAAACUAUAACUUAGAUUUUAGAAAGUAAAGGCGAAAGUAUACCGUCAUUAAUUGUAUUUUGUUGGAUAUUUCUUUAUUUACCUUUUGCAGGUAUUAUUCCAGUGAGUGUAUAAUAUCUUAGUUAAGAUGAUGAAGAUAUAAUACUCUAUUAAAAAAUUAUAAUUGGUUUUAUUGCUAUAUUAGUAUUUUUAGGUAUUGGAAUUUUAGCAAUAUUUAUACAUUUAUAUUUUAAAAGAAGAAAUUUUUAGAAAAAAUUUGAAUUUAUAGCCGCUAAAGUUAUAAAAAAGUUAGCAAAAUUUCAUGUUAAAUCUGAUUUUCAUGUGAUUGAUUUGAUGUAUUAGGGAUAUCUUAUUAAUGGAGCUGAAGGUAUAAAACAAGAUUUAAUUAAUUUAAAAAUGCCUGUUUAUUAUGCUAAUGUUUCUGAAAAAGACCCUGAUCCACGUUUUUCUAAAAUAAUAAUAGAUGCUAAUGCUUACAAUAAGAUAAUGAACAGAAAUAAAAAUAAUUAAUCUAAAUUCAAAGAACAAUGUAUAAAAAAUUUUCUCCUUUUAUUAUGUUGCUAUAAAGACUAUUAUGAUAAAAAUCUUAAUAAUAUUGAUAAUAAUAAUAUAGAUAUGUAAACUUAAAACGAAUUAGAUAAUAUAGAAAAUGAAAUAUAAAAAGCAUUAAAUCAAGCUAGAGAAUAAUAAAAACUAGAAGAAGAAUUUGAAACUAUGGAAGAAGAUCCUUGGUAAAAAAAAUAUAUAAUGAGUAAAUCUAAUAGACCUAUGCAUGAGAAAAUAAUAGAACCAUUAAGAAGAUAUGAUUUAGGUUAAUAAGUUUAAAUAAGUAAACCUUAUACAUAGAAAUUAUUAAAAGAUAUAUUUCAUAUAUUCGCUUGGGGUUCUUCUAAGAAAUUUAAAAACACUAAAUGGGUAGACUAUAUCAUGUUUAAAGAAAUUUUAUCUAAAGGAGGCGUCAUGCCUUGCAAAGAAAUUGAAGAUUUUAUUAUAGAUGUUAAAUAUGCAAAAUUUACUACUUAUAAUAAUAAACCUAAUUAAAAUCCUAUUACAUUUAAUAGAUUUUAAGAAAUACUUACUUAAAUUGCUAAAAUGAAAUAUCCAUUUGAACCUGAUGAAGAAGCUAUGGGAAAAUUGUGUAAAAUGUGGCUUUAUCCUUAUUUGUUGUGGAAUUUACCACCUUUUAGGGCUUUAUAUACUCAUGAAUGGGAUUAUGUGCUUUUUUUAUUGAAAAUGUAUGGAGAAUAUGACCUUUAUGCUGAACUUGUUGCAGAAGAUGAGGCUUAUUAUUAUAAAUUAAAGAAGGAAUUAGGGCUUUUGGAAAAGCAUGAAAUGUUAGAUCAGGUAGAUAUGCCUGAUAUUGAUGAUAGAUUGAAGAAAAGAAAGGGAAAAUGCUAAAGAUGUUUAGAAAGAAUGAAGAAGAUUUUCGAUUAAAUGUUGAAAAACACCAAUUAUUUUUUAAAAAGUUUAUGUCUAUUAGAUAAGGAUAUUAAAAGUGAUGGAAAAGAUGAUAUUUUUAUGGAAGUUAAUUUAGUUAAUAAUAGUAUUUUGGCACCCUAGACUUAGGGAGCGAAAAAAAAUGCAAAUGGAAGAGGUUUUUAUCAUUAAGAAUCGCCUGAAUGGCCUGAAAUAUGUAAUAUUAUGGUAGACGAAAUAUAACAUUAGGAAAAAUAAUUCUAAAUAAAAAAAGAUGAGGAAAUUGGGUUUGUGGAAAUAAGGUUUAAUUUUACGAAUUUUUUUGUAAUUGUUUGUAAGUUUUUAGAGUUCUUUAUGUUCUUUUCUUUGGCCUUUAGACCUAGUUUAAAUUCAUGGAAUUUAGAUGAGAUUGUGCUAAAUAUACUGAAUUUUGCAAAUACUGAGAUGCCUUUUGCGGAUUAUAUGAUAAUGUUUUGGGUAGGGUUUAGUAGUUCUUUAUUAUUCUUUUUGGUUUUAUAUAGAUCUAUAAUAAGAAUAAAAACUUUAAAAUAUGGAUAUAGUGAAUCAAAAAGAAAAAAACAUAGAUUUUCUUAUGAUUUUUUUUAGAUUUAAUUUGCAAAUUUUGUCGGACACUUUUUAUAUUAUUGGAUAAUAAAAAUUGCUGUUGAUGCUUAUUCUUGUAAUUAUUCAGAAAUACCAAAAUUGUUAUAUUAAGAUUUAAAUUUAUAAUGUUUUUCAUAAAAACAUAUAUAAUAUAUGGCUAUAGGUGGUUUAAGCUUGUUAAUAUUUUAUCCAAUUGGAAGCUUUUUAUGGCCAAAUGUUUAAUAUUAAAAUCGUGCUUUAGAUUUUAGAUAUGAUCCUACUUAUUUAGUAAUUGGUGGUUAAAUGAGGUUUGUUUUGACUGGAAUUAUGGCUUUUAUGUUUGAUAAAGAUGUUUAAAUAUAUGGAUUUAUUUGCAGUAGUAUCCUGAUGUUUUUAUUCGGGUUUUUAACACAUAAAAUGAAACCUUGUUUGGUGAAAAAAGUUAAUGCUUUGGAUACUGGAGGGUAUGUAUUAUGUGGGUGGAUUCAUUUUUCGGCUGUUAUAGCUGUCGUAGUACACCAUUGGCUUAUUCCUUUAAUUAUUUUAGGAGUAGGUGGUGUUUUUAUAAUAAUUUUAGCCUUUUUAAACUGGAAAUUUAUUCAUGAUUUAGAUAAAAAAAUACUAGAGGAACGAAGAAUGUUAAAGAAAGCGAAAGAAGAAUUAGUAGGAAUAAAAGAUUUAACUGAAGAAGAAUAUGAUGAGGAUAAAAAAGUUGAGGUAGAAGAAAAUUAUUAGAAAAUAUGCUAUGAUAAUUUAUAAAAAUAAUUAUAAAAAUAUGAAACUCAUUUAUUAGUUUAAACUUAGUAGAUAUUAAAUAAUUAAUAAGAAAUAAAAAAAAUAACUCAAAAAUAAGAAAAAGAAUUAUAAUAAAGGCUUAAACUUAUAAAAGAAAUGGAUAAAGAAGAUAUCGAAGAUGGUAUUAUGGAAGAUCCGAAUAAGAAAAAAGAUGAAGAUGAGGAAGACGAGAAAUAUAAUUGA
Molecule: messenger RNA, 4035 nt
Organism: Ichthyophthirius multifiliis
Lineage: Eukaryota; Ciliophora; Oligohymenophorea; Hymenostomatida
Exons: 14
Source: RefSeq, a predicted model, not a curated record